GAGAGUUGUUCCGCUUACGAAAAGGGUAUCAAAAAUUCAUAAUUUCCGACCGAAGAAAAAUCAAACUGACAUUAUUAAAUAUUUGAAGGUGGGAGCUGCCAAUCGAAGACUCAACGUCUUAUUGGGACCAAAUAAUCGGAAAUAUAGAGAGACAGGCUUCUAAAGUAAGAAAACCAUUAUCACCGUUCAUUUCUCCAUGAUCUUCAACCUUUCCCUUAGAGAGCAGUGCCAGCAAUGACGUCACUGACGACGAAAGCUCUGGUCACUCUAGUGUCGAACCCGGAGCUACGAACGAACCGGUUUUCAAAAUAUCUCCACCCUCGCCCACGAACGAGGGGACCAGGUUUACAAAUAAUUCGGAAGACACCUCGGAAGUUGCUUGGAAGUCUUUACAUAUUUUAUCUCCAGUUGAUAACAAAGCAGUCAAGCUUACUUUUGACACCGACGAUGACCAUUACGAGCCGGUCAAUUCAAAGCGUGAAACGGAAGAAAAUGUCACUGAACAAACUUUGCUCAGCAGUCAGAUCAGUAAUCGCGAUAAUCUAGAGCUAAGUUCAUUUUCGCUGACCAAACUAGCGCAGAUGACAAAAAUUUCACAAUGUGUAAAUGAAUUUUUGAAAACUACUAGGGUUAAAGUUACCGCGAAAUCAAUUUCUAAGAACUCUGUUAUGCCUCUUCAAGGUACUUUAAGUUGCGACAGUGUCAAUGCUGUUCCUUUAUCGGCAGAAAGUCCUCAAUUUCUUGAAAGACGAAAAGACCAAUCUAAAAUUGACGAAUUCGUUGAAGAAAAAUCUAAUCAAAAGGAAAACAAAGAAAUUUUUGAAGAUGAAGAUUCAAAAAUCGACGAGAGAGGCUACGAAAUUAUUGACUUUGUCCAAAAACGAGUUUGUUUCUUCGACACCAAAGAUGACGAAGACAAUGUUGACAUAGAAUAUCGCCGAACACCACGACCAAGAGCUCCAAGUAUCGCAGUAGCAAGUUCAGUUCCCAGUUUUGGACGGAUCGUUUCGUCUUUUGAAUCGACAGACUCUCUCGAAAACUCUCUGCUGAAUGCAAGCUCCACCGAUAAUAACAUCCCGUUGAUUCGGUUGGAAACGGAAAAAAAAGAAGAAAAGCUGAAAGCAAACUUUUUAAACAUUCCUGAUGUUAAAAAACCAACCGCGGCUUUUUAUCCGCGAGUUAAACACCAGGAUGAACCUGAAAGGAAAGUGGGAUUCACGAAAGCGUAUGAAGCCAAGGGAGUGCGAUACUCGAGGAAAUUGGGACAAUGGCCGAAAAAAUCAAUCGUUCAUAUUCUGCGAGCGUUGAAAUUGAUGAAAACUCGUGAUAAGAAUAAAAGAAAGGCUGCAAUAGACCGAGGUAAAUUUUCAGGCGGUUUGAUUAUACAAGAGUCAUCUUGCUCGAGUGUUGAUCAUGAUCUGACUGAUCGGUCUCUGGAUUCACGAUCUGAUGUUCCGCUGAGUGAUAAGUCUAGUUCGACGUCUUCAUGCUCGUACUCGAGCGUCAGGAAAAGAUUGAUCAAUAAUUCGUUUGCUUUCCAAGAAAAAACCUCGGAAAUUAUUGAAACUGUGAGUAAGACAGUGCAGCUUUAUAAUUCGGGGAUCGAUGAUCAUGAGCCAAUUAAUAAGAGUGAGGUCUGUCUGCAAAAAAUACCGAAGAUUGGAGGAAUGUACUCGCGAAGAAAGAGCGAUAAGUGUUUGGCAUGUCUGCACCUUUCGGUCACUAAAAAUCCAGCUUGUCUGGGUGAGUUAGCGAAUUUUCACGACAAAGUCAACAGACCAGCUUCUCCCACGUCUGAGGAGCUGAUAAUCGAUGAACUGAAUCAUAUCCUGCGAAAAGAUUCUUCGUUCUUUAGAGAUGAUUUUAAUUCAGAGAGAACUAGCAAUGUUGAGUGCUCGGAUAUUCAAUCGGAAUUAUUUGAGGAUAACAGAGCGGAUGACAAGCCGGAAAGUUUCAGAAUAAAUUUAUCAGUCUUGGAACCGAAGAACCGCGAACAAAUUGAGAACUGCUCGUCAUCAAAUUUAACGGAAUUCAAGAAACCGGAAUUAAUUAGCGACAAGAAAAGCGUCGUGUCUUCAAAAUCUUACAUGUCAACACUGUCGUUAACCUCAGAUCGGUCAAAAACAACAUCCGACAUGGAGGACUCGGAUCAAGCAGCAGAUGAGGGUGGAAUGGAGGAAGGAAUUGGUGAAUCAAAAUCGGGAUUACUGGCACCCUGCCAUGCGCCUUUGAAUCUUCGACCCAGUCUUGAGCCUCUGAAAGCACUUCGCAGUAAGAAAGCACGCUCGAUACAAUCCCGAAUGACAUCGCUUGAAAAGUCAACAAACAUUGAGAGCGAUGAUAAAACCGAGGAAGAGGAUAUUCCGACAACCGCUGCCAAAAUUAACGACAACAAUAAGACCGCCGAAGAUAAAACCGCUUACAAGGGAAAUGACAAUCAGGCGAACCAUGAUUUUGCUACAAUGGAGAAUAAUAAGUAUCUGGGGGCAGAUUAUUGCAAAGAACCAGGUGAAUUCGCAGACGUGAUCGACAAAUUCAAAUUUAGAGUCAAAGAUAAAUCUUUCAGGCGGCUGGUGAUUAAUCAAAUCGAGGAAACCAUUUGCGGGUCGAAUUCUGGCUUAGAGAUUUCUGUUGAUGAGAUUUUCGAUAAGCUUAAUGUGUCUGAUGAAAUGUUAGAACACGAUCCCAGCGAUUCUUUCCGGGCCUUCACGCUGAUCAUUGCCGAUUCGGAGGUUCUUGAAAUUUUUUUGGAUCUGCUGCUAGAACGGACAGACAGAGCGCCCACUUUUGAGGAAAUAAUGAGUCAUCUGACGAGUGUCUUUGCGAAACGGUUGGAAAAACAGGGUCGAAAGACUAGGGAGACUUUGAGGGCCGAAAAAGCGACGAAGCGUCUGCUGGCACUGCUCGUUAAUUCAAAACAGUAUGUAGGUAAUCGUAGUAAAACUUUUGAUAAUGACUUACCCUGUAAACAGCGAGCUCCCAUAAACUUCCGACAGUUGAGACGAGUCCUUCCCGUUCAGUCGUAUAACUUAAUAGCACCCAUCCUGGGAAUCCCAUCCUGGCACCCAAAGCACUGGACCUCGAUAAAGGACGCGCGUAAACUCAAGAUUGCCACGAAAACCUCGGCCAGCAAGGUUAAGAGCCAGCCUAGUGUCAGGUUUUCGCACCGCCAAGAAUCUGAAAUAGAAUUUGAUUUAGUGGUCCAUCCACCUUCGUUGAGAAAAUCCCCGGUGGAGGAUGACCUGGAGUCUCACAAGAAACAGAUGAAUCCAUAUGUUUCCUUUCUACUCAAGCCUAGAAGAAAGGCGGUAAUUUGGCGACCUCUGACGGAAAGCGACCUCGAAGGAUACGACCCCGACGCGACGCUCAAUAAACGCACGGGAAAAGUUACCGACAGUAUCUGCGUUGAAUUUUGCCAAUGGCUGAGAAAUCUCGGAGGUUUUGAUACUACUGUUGAUGAACAAGUGCUCAAGGAUAUGUUUGAAACUGAUUUCACUGUAGAUAUCUCUAAGGUCAUGCAGAUGUCGCAAAAAGAAUUGCCUGUGGUACCAUCAGCCGUCGCACAGAUUAGAAACUGCCCUGAAGCAGGGGAGCUGGAGAAAACGAGGUGGCACUUGAUGGGUGACGCUAAAGCAGAGACCAGGAAAACUAGACUCGUAGGGUUUGGAUCUACAUUACCAAGACAUUUGAAGUACGUACCACCUAAUAAUAAAGUGGAAGCCAACUGGUUAGUUUGCGAAUACAUUCCCCACGAUUUGGAGUCUAUGGAAACUGUCUGGAAGGGAAUCACUCACCUGGACAGCGUCAAAGGAUUCGUCAAUUGGCUGAAUACCAAUUCACAGGUGAAACCUCCGGAAAUUUUGGAAUCGGAAAUAAAUUUCAAGCUCACUUAAGAAAUAAAAAUCAAUAAUAUAAAAUUUUAAUCUAAAUUUAAAAUGUUAAGAUUAAGAUUGAAAUUCCAGUGUAACUAUUUUUACUCGAAAAUAAAUUUUCUGCAUUUUCUCUAAUUAAAAAAGGAAAUACUAAAAGAAAGUGUAGCGGAAGACUGUUUGAAUCAAGAGCAUUUCUUAAUUUUACAAAUGAGGAUAGCUGAGUUCACGCGUCGACAGCUCGCUUGUAACCAGGCUCUGGCUGUGACAGAGGCUGAGAUUUCUGUCACUAGCAACAGCAUCAUAAGGAUGCGAUCAUCGAAACGGUCUUAUUUAAGAUUCAUC
Cotesia glomerata is the source of this 4214-nucleotide messenger RNA. RefSeq lists its product as uncharacterized. Lineage: Eukaryota; Metazoa; Arthropoda; Insecta; Hymenoptera; Braconidae. The transcript has 6 exons. The coding region runs from base 582 to 3893 and encodes 1103 amino acids. The record is from RefSeq and is a predicted model, not a curated record.